Antechinus flavipes (yellow-footed antechinus) is the source of this 5768-nucleotide messenger RNA. It is a transcript of the gene HSBP1L1, whose product is annotated as heat shock factor binding protein 1 like 1. The record is from RefSeq and is a predicted model, not a curated record. Lineage: Eukaryota; Metazoa; Chordata; Mammalia; Dasyuromorphia; Dasyuridae. Gene Ontology annotation, molecular function: transcription corepressor activity. Bases 432 to 818 code for a protein of 128 amino acids. Gene Ontology annotation, biological process: cellular heat acclimation. The transcript has 5 exons. Gene Ontology annotation, cellular component: cytosol; nucleus.
GCCUGUGUCACAAGAUGUCUCAAAAAAAAUUUUUUUAAGAGGUGUCUCAAAAGAAUUUGUAGUCUUAGACCAUCUCCAAAUCAAGAGGCAAAGAUUUUAUUAUACUACUGACAUUGGGCUAAUUUUGGAUUUUUAGCAAAGAAAAGGGAUAAAAGUAGGUUUUUUUAAUAGGAAAAAAAUAACCUCAGGGAUUGACAUCAUAAUUUGACUUUCUGAUUGGAUAUAUUAACUAUAGGUCAUGAUGAUUUUGUCAAUGGAAGAAAUUUGACAAAGAAUUCAACUGGGAUCACUGAAAUAAAGGCCAACUUAAGGAUAACAAAAGGCCUAAUUAAGAACAAAAAGUCCACUCACAGGCAAGAUAAUCCUAUCAGUGCUCUUCCCCACUUUCCUCAAGGUGUACAUUAGAUGGUAAAAUUCAGCCUCUCCUAUUAAUGCCAUUUCCAGUGAUCUGCCCAGCUAUCCAAGAAUCUGAGAUCUUUCUUCACCUCCAACACAGGUUAAAAUAUCAUGAGCACAUACAGAUGUAUAUUAGCAUUUUACUUUGUAAAUCAGCUUUCAAGUAUGGUGUUAUUUCCAUCCCUGCUAUUACUCACGUUCAGUCUCCUCACGCCUUGACACCUACUGUAGUAAGUAGGAUCUUGAGGAAAUCAGGAGUUCGGGCAGAUGAUUUACUACAGGAACUUCAGGUACAUUUUCAAGCUCUGACUGAAACAAUAACUCUCAAAAUGGAAGAAAUGGGGAAUCGGAUUGAUGAUUUACAGAACAAUGUAAAUGAUCUCAUGAUAGAAGCAGGGAUCCAAAAUACAAAGAAUAAAUGAAAUGAUGAACAGGCCUAUUUCAGAAAAGUCUGGACUUAAAUGAACUAAGGCCAAGUGAAAUGAACAGAACCCGCAAAACAGUGUAUACAGUAACAGCAAAAUUAUGUGAUGAUCAACUAUGACAGAUUGAACUCUUCUCAUGAAUAUAAUGAUUCUAAACAAUUCCAAUAGACUUGAAAUGGAAAAAUGCCAUCCACAUCUAGAGAAAGUCAACUAUGGAGACUGAAUGUGGUUUGAAGCAUACUAUUUUCUUUUUUUAGUUUGUUUUUUCUUUCUUGUGGGUUUUCCCUUUAAUUUUGAUUUUUCUCUCACAACAUGACUAAUAUGAAAAUGUUUAAAAUGACUGUACAUGUAUAACCUAUAUAAGAUUGAUUAGUGUGUCUUGGGGAUGGGGUAGGUAAGGAAGGAAGGAAAAAAAUUUAGAACUCAAAAUUUUACAAAAAGAAAUGUUGAAUAUAUUGUAUCUAGGAUAUACUGCAACAUAUCCAACAUAUAAAGGACUGCUUGCCAUCUAGGGGAGGGGGUGGAGGGAGGAAGGGAAAAAAAAUUGGAACAGAAACGAGUGUCAAUAUAAAGUAAUUAUUAAAUAAAAAUUUAAAAAAAAAAAAAGAAAUGUUGAAAUGUACAUGUAUGUGUAAUUAGAAAAAAUAAAACGCUAUUAAGUGGAAAAAUAAAUAAAUAUAAAGGGAGAAGUCAGGGAAAUUGUUAUCUAGACAACCAGGGGUUUUGUUCUAUAAUGGUUUCCCAAUAACUAAUUUCAACAAAGUCAAUAUACAUGGAAUGCAAUAUCAAAUUAUUAUGAUUAAUUAUAUCCUGACAGCACUUUAUCACACAAUCCCAUGGUUUGUUUAAAAACCUCAAUGAUCUAUAAAUCAAUUUGGCUAUAGUUUAAAUAUGCAAGAAUCUUUACAAAGAAACUAUAGGGAAAAGCAAUGUUGUAUAUAAAAAUGACUUUUGCUUUUAAAUUUUAUUGUGCCUAAUAUCCAUAAGCCUCAUUUGGUACCAAUUGCUUGAUCCUAUUAGCUAAUUUUUAUGAGUCAAUUCUUUGUUUCCCCAACUAAUGUAAGCCCUUUAAAAACUGCUCAUCACACAUGCAUAAGAGGGGCUCAUCAAAUACCUGUUAAAUAAAUUAAUAUCAUCAGUAAUAAAAAGUUAACAUCAAUUAAAGUAUAAACAUUUAAAAAAAAGUUUCCUUUAUUUUGCUAAAAUAAACAAGAGAACUAAUGUAUGAGAACAAAACCUAUUCCAUUUCCCAGUGAUUUAAGUAAAAACAUCGCUAUUGUGAAUGUGGUAUCAUAACUGUAAUACAUUCUAAUACAGCACUUCUUUUUGCACAAUGGAGCAGACAUUUUCUAUUAUUAGACACUGAUUAUAACUAAAGGCAAGGUGUAUCUUAAUGUAGAUUGAGGAAUAUCACUUCAAUGGCAUUAUUCAAAAAUAUGCUAGUUUAAAAGUAUCAGCUGGACUGGGGGAGGUGGUGAGGGGAAAGGAGGGGAAAAAAUUAUAAGUGUUUUGUAGGGGUGAAUGUCAAAAAAUAUUAUUUAUUUUGAAAAUAAAAAGCUUUCAUUAAAAAAAAAUAAAUGUUAAGCAGAAUUUCCGCUGCCCCUUCCCCCCCCCCCCCCCCCGCCAAAAAAAAGGUUUGGUUUUGAUAAUCUAAGGAAAAACAUUGUUAUUUUCAAUGUUUUACUACACUGCUGUACACUUGCAAACUAGAAAGGAAAAUUUGGAAUUUCUGAUUCAGGUGUUAUAUUUAGGCAGAAUUUCCCUUUUUCUUUUUCAGAGAUUGUUAAAUCAUGACAAUAGUUGCUUUGCUCCUCAAAAAUGCUAUUUCCAUCACUUUAAAUAAAGCAUUUUUAUUUGUGAUUUGCACUUUCAAAAAUAAUGAAUGGUGUUUACAAAGCUGGCAUACACAAAACAAUAAAAAAAAUAACAGAAUUAAAACAAAAUAAUUAUGAAGAGGGUGUAUAUCAACAUUCCCAUAUCAGGCACUGUAAAUGUUACUCCAAGUGAAUAAAUCAGACAACUAAGGCCAAAGAAAGGGUAAAUAUGUAGGGUUCUUGCUAUCAACAAUUCAAGAAAUACUUGCUAAAUAAUCUACUGGAUGACAAGACAUUCAAAAUACAAAGACAAAUGAAAACAGUACCUGCCUUCAAGGAAAUUACAUUGUACUAUUUGUAUAUAUUUUGUAUAUAUCACAUAAAUAAGUAGAUACUAAGAAUACAGAGUAAUUUUGGAGUCCUCCAAAACACUAAAAACUGUGGAAUAAGAAUAGGAAAGGUCUCAAUUAAGAGAUGGAACCUGAGUAAACCUUGAAGGUGAGAUUUAAAAACCCACAUAUCAAUACAUAUACAACAGUUCAAUAAAGUAAAGAACACUAACAAUUUUACGGGUAGGUAGUAGUAGCUUUAUAAAAGCUUUCCAUGGAAGUGGCCACUUAGCUAAACAUUAAAAGGAAGCUAGAGACUCUUAAGAAGUUGGGGUAAGGAGGAAGCACACUCUAGGCACAAGAGAUGAAAAAGACUAUGCAAAGUUACUAUGCAAAGAGAUGGAAGAUGGCAUUUUUUCAAGUUCAGAGAGAUGACAACCAAUUUGACUUAAAUAAGUGAAGGGAAGAAAUAACAGAAUACAGGAAGGCAGAUUGUAAAGAACUUAAAUAUGUAGGGAUUGUUUUAUUAUUUAUACAUGUAACUCCAGUGCCUCAUAACAGUGCUUGGUAUAUUGUAGGCACCUAAUAAUCACUGAAUACUUGUUUGAGUAAUUAAAUGAUCAAGUCUAAAUUUUAACCCAGUGCAAUAGAAAGCUAUUAAAGAUUUUUGUAUAGGACAGAAAUGUGAUCAGAUCUUUGUUUUAAAAAUAUUAAUCAGAAUUAGAAAGAUUAAUUUGCUAAUUGUAUAGAAAAUAGAUUAGAAAGAGGAGAGACCUGGAGCAGAAGGAACAAAGGAAGCUCACCAGUUUAAUGGGGAAAAAAGUUUUUCUUGGUAAUAAAUUUUAAGAGGAAUUCACCUCUAGGAUCCUUUCAUAAAAGGCACUAUUAUAUAAAUAGGCAUUACUACCAAACACAGCUUUGCAAGAAACAUUAAUAUCCUUCAAAUAGACUUUUUGUAUCAAUCCUCCAUUCUCUGUGAAAGCUGAGGGCUAUCUUAAAUUCCAGCAAGGGUAAAAAUGAUUUUUCAGGGAGCUGAGGUAAUAAAGGAAUAGAGCUUUUAAAACCCCAGAGAAAAUGAUAAUUUUAACACAUUAAAUCUUUUUUUCUAAAAUAUCAAUUAUUUCAAGUAAACUGUUCACAACUGUUAGACAUCAGAUUAUUCAUGGUUAAAUUAUCUGAGAACUUCUUGAAGUAAUGAUCAUAAAUGUUACUAAUAAAAAGACUGAUGUUUUACACUUCUGUCAAAGGAUAGUGUUAACACUAAAAAUUCAGGACCAUAACCUGAAUUCUUACACAGAUAGAAGGCCAUCCCAUUUUUGUAAAGAAAAGUCCUAAGCUACUAAUUUAGCCUCUACCCCCAAACUAGGUGCAAAUGUCAUUAUAGGGAGAAACAAUGAAAACAGUAGGUAAAAUUCUUUGACAAUUGAGAAAAAUUGUAGACAGCAGGGAAGAUUUAGUUCUUGGGCAGUAAUUUGCUGCUUCUUUUUUAAGGUCUACAAAAAUAAGAAAUACAUUUUCCUCAAAAAGUUUGCAUUCUACUGGAGGGAUAUAACAUUUACAAAAAUAAACAAAGUACAUAAAAAGUAACAUACAAUCCUUCAAGAUGAGGGUGAGCACUCUUAGUGGUGGGACUGGGAUUAGAAAAUAUCUCAUGUUGGAGGCAGAUCAUAAAUUGAAUUGAAGGGAACUAGGGAUUCUAAGAAUCAGAGAAAUGGAAGAGUAUUCUAGAUUUGGGGGCAAGAGAUAAAAGAACCAACAUCCUGUUGAAAGGAACCUCAGCAGUUUGCAUACUUAUCCCAAUUAUGCUGCCAUUGCUCAAAAAAAUGCAGCCCCUGACAAUACACUCUUUUGAAUAUCUUUAAUCAAAUCUCAUCUUCAUUCUUCGAGGAUGACAUUUUGGAAAGUAGCCCAAAACAUUCAAGAUCAAAUCUGAUGAAUAUAGUAGGCUAUAAUGCAAGACAACAUCAUUUUUGUAACUUUCUACUCCAAACUCUGAGGGUUAAACACUAACAGUUUUAAAAGAACCUUUUGAGUAAUGGAAACGAGAGGAAUAAAUACCUUAAGGAAAACAUUUUUAGGAUAUUAAUUUAGAUGUUCAGACUCUUGAUGUUUAUUUUUAAAAAAUGAAAGGACUCACUUUGCAAUUUCAUUCAAAUGAUUAGCAAAAUUGCCCUUUUUUCUUCCCUCUCUUAUUGGAAAAAUAGUCCUUGAUAUGGAAUGAGUCAAGAUUCAAAUUUGGGCUCUAUUUACUACAAGAUGUGACCUUGAUACAAAUAAAAUGACUUGACUUCUUUGGGCCUUACUUUUUUCAAUUCAGUUCUCUUUCUAGUUUUAAAUCUUAUCCUUCAAUAACCACCCAGAUUAGAAUAAGAGAAAUGAGUUUAAUUUGCCACCAGGAAAGUUUAUAUUGAAGAAUUUUUUACCUUUUGGGGAUAUGGAGUUAACUUCCCCAGAGAUUUUUUGUAGAGAAAACAAAUAAUGAUAAUGAAUAAGAAGACUAAAUAUGUUAGACAACUAAAAUAGGAAGUGAAUUAAUUGAAUCUCAAGUCCUUUAAUUAUAACUGAAGGUUCUGGCUAAAAACAGAACUUGUUUUUAGCCAGAUGAAAGGAUUAACAUUUCUUGUUUACAUUUUGGGAGGAUUUUAGGAGAUCUGGCUAGUUAUCAAAUAAUGAAAAUAGAGAAAUAACAAAUUAUAAAAUAUAAAGGUUAAACAAACUCUUUUAAUCUUCUGAGGCAAAUUUAGUGAAACUAUGUUUUAACUUAAAAGCAUAGGAGCUCUAAUAACAAAUUUAAAAAAUUAACA